Messenger RNA from Rhipicephalus sanguineus (brown dog tick), 1188 nucleotides. RefSeq lists its product as uncharacterized. The transcript is spliced from 3 exons. The coding region runs from base 1 to 1188 and encodes 395 amino acids. NCBI's taxonomy places the organism in Eukaryota, Metazoa, Arthropoda, Arachnida, Ixodida, Ixodidae. The record is from RefSeq and is a predicted model, not a curated record.
AUGAGGGUGAACAUGCGUGAUCCAAACUUCCUACGCAAUGUUUACAACCGUGACGACUGGAGCGACGUCAUGGCCAUGAAGGGUGCCAGGGAGGUCCUCAGAGGCGUCAGGUACCCGGAUGACGACACCAGGCGGUCUCUGUACGCGUCCUGGCUGAGGAUCUUUGCUUCCGGCGUGUGGCAUGACUCGUUCGACCAUCUCAUGCUCGAGUGCGUAGCUUCGACUCCUUCGCCGACGACUCCUGGUACACCCCUUUUUGCUGACAUCUUCAAGUUACACGACAUCGUCCUCGACCGAACCCCGCCCUUUGGACCUGUCUUGAACAUCAGCGAAAUUCCCACCCUCUUCGAAUGCAAACCCUCAGACGUCGAGCCCCUACCUGAAUCGCCGGGACUCGUCGACUUCUUGGCGGACCUGAUACGGACGAGUCGAAGUCGUCGUGAGGCCCUCGACGAAGCGGGAAUGAUCAUUGGCUUCUACAGCCUCGCACUAGCCGUAGUCGUAGCCAAGCCGGUGAGGCACGUCGAGGACUUCUUUUGGAGGCGGAUGAAGAGGGCACUGACCUCGGCGGUGCCGACAUCCUUCGAUGGGGACGCGCACUGUCCCAACGGGAGGUUCUUGACGCCGCUCGCUCGCAAGGGCCACAAUGGGGUGGUGAAGCCUUACAUCGUGCUCCUGGUCCUCGGUCAGUACGCCUACCACGUAAACAACGAUGCUUGCCCGAGUGCCGACCGAAGAUUCCUAGAAGAAGGCUUCCUGGCACAAGCAAAGUUCGGACACCUUGAAGUAGUGGAGCUCCUCUACGACGUGCAGGAAAUGACAGGGCUUAGUGCUGGGAGCCUCAACCGAAUCCUAUGCAAAGGCCUUGGGGGCGAUGCUCCUGUCUCGAAGUCCGGCGUCCGCGUUACCGCAUAUCUUAACGAAGCGGAGGAGCCGACGCAGCGUACGAGACCUUGGAGUCGCACGUCCAACUACUACUACUUCGCAGACCUGGACCUAGCCGAAAACGUGGAGUACGCCAUGCGGCUGACGGCGAUCCUGGCGCCUGACCCUAACGACCAGCGGUGGCAGAGAGAGGAGUUUGGAAACUCCUCUGGGCCAAGCAUGAAGGACGCGCGACUAUGGGCCAAGGGCUUCAAUCGUGCCUUGCGCAGAGGAAAGUUUACAGGACUGGCCAUACAGUCUUAG